CCAACAGGCCUUUUCUGAUGAGCAGUCCAGAAGAGGAAGAAGGAGGAGGAGGAAAAAUGAGGAAGAGGGUGUGUAUUUAAACAAGGGUGUGUUGCUCUCUGUUGGAGACGUCUGAGGCGACGUCAGGACACAGUUUCAUGUGUUGUGAGCUGGCAGCUUUACUACAGUGAUCAGUCUCGUCAGAUGCGUGGAUGAUGGAUCACAGCAGCAACAGUGAUGUGACAGAGUUUCAGCAGCUGUGGGGAAGCUGGAACACCCUGUUGGACCGAGUUCAUGAUGACCCCAGGGUGUCACAGCUGAUGAACACAAGGAUUGGGCAGUACCUGAGCAGCCACCCUGUCCUGGCCCUCGCAGUGAUGCUGUUCGUCGCCAUGGCAGCAGUGCCCGUUGGACUCUUCCUCGCUUUUGCUCUUGUGACCAUCACAGUGUCUGCAGUGGGCUUUGUUUUCUUUGACGCGGUCCUGUUGUUCGUAGGAGGGGUGAGUCUGCUGUGCGUGCUCUCCGGCAUCGCCUUCUUCUCUGUCAUGGUUUCAUUCAUCUUCAACGUGUUUUAUAUCAUCGCCUCCAACAUCCUCAAAUCCUAUUACCCCCAUCUGACAAAGCGAGGCAAAGUCCAAGAGAUGCAGAGUGAAACGUCAAAGCCACAGAAAGAGGAGGAGUAGCUCGAUUCUUCCUCUGCUCGUCGGCUCUAAAGCACUGAGGCCUCAAAUCAGCACUCCUGAACUCCUGACGCUUGAUGGAUACGACUCAAGAGGACCGUUGAAUGUACUGCAUGUCGUCCUGCAGCUGUAACACAUUUUCUAAGCACAAGGACUCCCUGACAUUCACUGUAUCUUUUUUAUACAAGGUAAAAUGCAAUUAGUAUAAAACACCUUCAGCAGCCAAAGUUUGGUUCAACUUACCUUUCAACAGCCUUAAUAUUCAUGAAGUUAACUUAUUUUCGUCUUAUUGGUAAAUGUUCUAACUGAACAAGUUUUUUAAAACAGCAGCUUAAAGGAAAAUGUUGACUUGUGUGCUUUAUCCAAUGGAGCCAUGUGCACCAUCCUCUUUGUGUACGUCUACACAAGCCUAAUUGCACUACAAUAUAACUGUUACUUGUUUGUAUUUGCUGUUACUUUACAUUUGUGGUGCAGCCUUGAAUAAAUUCUCAUCAGCUUGAACAUG
Acanthopagrus latus (yellowfin seabream) is the source of this 1164-nucleotide messenger RNA. RefSeq names its product lipid droplet assembly factor 1-like. The transcript is spliced from 5 exons. Lineage: Eukaryota; Metazoa; Chordata; Actinopteri; Spariformes; Sparidae. Bases 192 to 662 code for a protein of 156 amino acids. The record is from RefSeq and is a predicted model, not a curated record.